This is a messenger RNA of Drosophila novamexicana, 1463 nucleotides long. It is a transcript of the gene MRG15, whose product is annotated as nuA4 complex subunit EAF3 homolog. Gene Ontology annotation, biological process: regulation of DNA-templated transcription; chromatin organization. Gene Ontology annotation, cellular component: NuA4 histone acetyltransferase complex; nucleus. Bases 62 to 1432 code for a protein of 456 amino acids. Lineage: Eukaryota; Metazoa; Arthropoda; Insecta; Diptera; Drosophilidae. The record is from RefSeq and is a predicted model, not a curated record. The transcript has 4 exons.
UCAGGGCUGCCAACCUACUCAAAUCAGCUGCGACGCUUUGGCAAAUAUUUUCAACCUAAAAAUGGGAGAAGUUAAACCCGUAAAAAUGGAUAGCUGGGCUCCAUCUGAUGCAGCUACAAUAUUUGCAGAUGGGGAACGUGUGCUAUGUUUCCACGGGCCGCUUAUCUACGAAGCCAAAGUACUCAAAACAAAGCCCGAAAGUUCGCCAGUUGAAUAUUACAUACACUAUGCGGGCUGGAGCAAAAACUGGGACGAGUGGGUACCAGAGAGUCGUGUGCUAAAAUACAAUGAGGAUAACGUGAAGCGCCAAAAAGAACUUGCCCGAGUGUAUGGUGAACGCUCAAAGAAGGACAACAAGAAAGGCAGUGCAAAAGCCAAGAAAAUGGAGCAAGUUGGCAAUGAAUCUCGUGCAUCGACGCCCUCCAAAGAUGGAAACACAUCUUUGCCAGCAACUGGCACCAGCAGCAACGCUGCCAGCACACCCACGGUGGCUGCACCACCCACAGCUAAAAACGAGACUAUCAAUAACAGCAACAACACCAACACAAGCAGCAGCACAGCCACGACCACGACUAGUCGAAGUAAUCGCAAAUCCACACAAUCUGCCACAGCUGCGGUACGGCCGAGCACGCCCAGUACAACAGGCGGAGACAAAAAAGAUGAAUCAUCGGCGGCGGACAACACAGAAGAUGAGGUCGCUACGCCGGUACCGCCUAAAGCCAAACGCAUGAGCUCACAAAAUAGCAACAGCGACCUGCGUUCAUCCUUAACCGCCGGUAAUGGACAAGAUGCAAGCACCACAACAGCACAGCCGCAACAUCAGCCAACGACAACGUCAACAACAACUGCAACUGCUGCUGCUGGUGCCACUACGGAUGCGCCAUGUGUGGAGAGCGAGGAAACGUACACGGCAAAGUUAGAGGUGAAAAUCAAAAUACCCGAUGAACUCAAGCAUUAUCUUACCGACGACUGGUAUGCGGUAGUGCGUGAACACAAACUAUUGGAACUGCCUGCCAAGGUGACAGUGCAGCAGAUAGCUGACCAGUAUUUGGCGCACAAAAAGUCGGUGAAGUCGACCAGUGCCAGCAAAGAGGUGGCCAUAAACGAUGUGCUCGACGGCAUCAUCGAGUACUUCAAUGUGAUGCUUGGCUCGCAGCUACUGUACAAAUUCGAGCGCACCCAAUAUGCAGACAUAAUGCAAAAGCAUCCAGAUACGCCCCUGUCCGAACUGUAUGGCUCCUUUCAUUUGUUGCGCCUGUUUGUGCGACUUGGUUCAAUGCUGAGCUAUUCGGCGCUUGAUCAACCGGCUAUGCAAACGCUUUUAGCCCAUCUGCAUGACUUUCUCAAGUUUUUGGUGAAGAAUAGCGCAAUGUACUUUAAUAUGACAAACUUUAUCAAUGUUGAUCCGGAAUACGUGCGUAAUGCGCAGUAGAUGCAUUAAUAAAACCCGGCAUAUAAAUCAA